AUGACUUCCGCUCCCGCUGCCGAUAGCAGAAGAAUUUUAUGGGUGUCGUUCGAUGGCACCCUAGCUGGUGGUUUCGCCAGUUCCCGCGAAACCGUUGUCUCGGUCCUACCCACUUUGAUCUCCAAGGCCCACAACGUUAUUCCGAUUAACUUUAGUGGCGUCGGCUCUGACGAUAGUUGGUACGAUCUGUUUUGGGGAGGGGUUUGCGGUUGGGGAACAAGACGCAACGUCAUCAGCGCUUACAGGGCUUGGGCUGCUCGAUACCUGUCGCUCAUAUUGAGUAUUGUCGGUCUACCCGUACAUGGCGACAAUGAAUUCUUCCACGCCUUGUACAGAGAGUGCAAAGAGAACCCUAAUUUCGAAUCGUUUAUCACUCAAAUACUCGUCGACUAUGAACGACAUACUGAUGUCGAAGUCGAGGCCCAGUGUUGUUUUGACACUGUUGGUUCCCUGGGCCUUCCUCUCUUCGGACUAGCUAAGCCGUUAGCUUUCCUUCGUCGGGGAAAGAGCAAGGACAGUAGUGUCUCGACAGUUCCAAACAACGUCAAGUAUUCCUUUCAUGCCCUUUCACUACACGAGACGAGAGAACCUUUCAGUCCGACGUACAUGACCGGAGAGAACGUCCAUCAAGUCUUCUUCCUCGGUAACCAUGGCGACUUGGGUUGGGUAGUUGUCGGGCAGGAAAGCUUUGUUCAUGCUGCUCUCGCGUGGAUGAUUCAACAGCUUCACUCGCAUUCGAAGAUCGAAUUCGAUGACGACAAACUCAAACGAUACUUUAACAGCUAUCUCCCCGACCUGGUUCCAACAUCUGACGGUUCAGGCGGCACUACGAUUCCGUCGGCUCAUUAUGGGUGGGCAACCGGUCACUUUACGCGUACGAGCCCUGCGCUUCUAGCAAUCAUGGGGAAGAAGGUGCGCAAACCAUACAAGCUUGCACUCGGUCGUCGUGCUCUCGAGGGAGGCCCGGAUGGCAGCGAGAGUCCUCGUAUCAGUGCCUGUGCAGCACAUCACAUCCCGGAGAUCCAGAUCCACAUUGGCGCUCGCGAGUCCACAGAGGAAAAUGUCGUACCAGGCUACACCCUCAAGGCCCCCAUUAAAGGCCAACCGUACUGGGCGAGACGCGGCAGUUCCAACCGGUCACUACGAUCGCGCAAUCAUAGCCGGGACUGCGUCCGUGUUCAGGAGCUCAACGAACCGAGCAGACUUGCUUCUUUGCCUGAGUCCGAGACAGCAAGUAGCCAUGAGCAAGCCCAUGACCACAUGUACGAGGCAGCAGUUGGCCGUCUGGAGGCCUUACUUCUGGGACUACCAGCUGAACUUGUAUCUGCUGAGCCCUGUUGCAAGGGACUCUCGGAGCGGAACUAA
Molecule: messenger RNA, 1365 nt
Organism: Fusarium coffeatum
Lineage: Eukaryota; Fungi; Ascomycota; Sordariomycetes; Hypocreales; Nectriaceae
Exons: 6
Coding region: 1-1365 (454 amino acids)
Source: RefSeq, a predicted model, not a curated record